This is a messenger RNA of Ixodes scapularis (black-legged tick), 5011 nucleotides long. Its product is annotated as large neutral amino acids transporter small subunit 2-like. The transcript is spliced from 9 exons. Gene Ontology annotation, biological process: amino acid transmembrane transport. Gene Ontology annotation, molecular function: L-amino acid transmembrane transporter activity. The record is from RefSeq and is a predicted model, not a curated record. The coding region runs from base 78 to 1517 and encodes 479 amino acids. Gene Ontology annotation, cellular component: membrane. NCBI's taxonomy places the organism in Eukaryota, Metazoa, Arthropoda, Arachnida, Ixodida, Ixodidae.
UCUAGCGUGCACCUCGCGGACGCCACGUUUUCCGCGCGUGUAAACCCGUGUUGGUAUCCAGAGCUAACAGCGCGACCAUGUCGGAGCACGACGAACCCGGCCAAGUGAAACUGAAGAAAGAAAUCGGACUGUUCAGCGGCGUCAUGAUCGUCGUGGGUACGAUCAUCGGCUCGGGCAUAUUCGUAUCGCCGAAGGGAGUCUUCGAGCACGCCGGCUCCGUCGGCGCUUCGCUUGUCAUCUGGGUGCUGUGCGGACUCUUUUCGAUGAUCGGAGCCGUGUGCUACGCCGAACUCGGCACGUCCAUCCCCAGGUCCGGCGGGGACUACGCGUACGUGCUCGAGGCGUUCGGACCGCUCACUGCUUUCCUGCGGCUAUGGGUCACCGUACUCGUGGUACAGCCGGCCACGCUUGCCGUGCUGAGUCUCACUUUCGCCACGUACAUGGUCAAGCCGCUCUAUCCAGACUGCGAGCCGCCGGACUUGGCACUCAGACUCAUGGCUAUCGUCUGUCUCUGUUUCCUGACCUUCGUGAACUGCCACAGCGUGAAGCUGGCCAUGAAGGUGCAGGGCAUCUUCACCUUCGCCAAGCUGGCGGCACUGGUCAUUAUCAUUGUCACGGGCAUCGUGCUCAUCGGACAAGGACAAGUGGGCUACCUGCAGAACAGCUUUGCUGGGGAGUACUCCGUGUCCGGAAUAUCCCUCUCCUUCUACGCCGGGCUCUUUGCAUACGGAGGAUGGAACUACCUAAACUAUGUGUCAGAAGAACUUAAGGACCCAAAUAAGAACCUACCGAGGGCCAUCUACAUCGGCAUCACGCUGGUGACGCUGUUUUACGUCCUGGCCAAUGUGGCCUACUUCACGGUGGUCUCCCCGCAGGAAAUGUUGUCAUCACCGGCAGUUGCUGUGACCUUUGCACAGCGAACAAUUGGUGUGGUUGCCUGGAUCAUGCCCGUGUUCGUCAGCCUUUCGACCUUUGGUGGACUGAACGGAAUUAUGUUCACGAUAGCCAGGCUUUUCUUCAUCGGAGCAUUGGAAGGGCACCUUCCCAUGAUCUUCGGCAUGAUCAAUGCUGAGAAGCUCACACCGACGCCCCCUCUUCUAUUAUCGUGUGGUGUGGCCCUGCUGAUGUUCUGCACGAGCGACAUCUUCGUCCUCAUCAACUACCUUAGCUUCAACCAGUGGCUGUGGGUGGGAGUCUCAAUCCUGGGCAUGCUGUGGCUGCGCUACAAGCGUCCCCGCAUGCAUCGUCCCAUCAAGGUGCCCUUGGUCUUCCCGCUGGUCUUCCUCGUCAUGUGCGCAUUCCUCACGUUCAUGCCCCUGUACGCCAGUCCCGUGGAGACAGGCAUGGGGCUAGUCAUCCUCAUCAGCGGUAUACCGGCGUACUACAUCUUUGUCUGCUGGAGUGCAAAGAACAAGGCAGUGGGACGUGUUUCACGAUACUUGACAGUGGCAAUGCAGAAGUACCUCCAAGUGGUCCUUCCCGAGCAGGAAGAGCGGCUACUCGAAGCAGAAUGCUGAGGAACUCAUGAAAUGAGCCAGGCACCAAUCUCAACUCUGCGUGCGUCCAGUGGAUAGGGACCAAUCGUUCACUUUUGCGGGUAAUACGUGAGAUACAGCCCAUAUGGGCAAUGUUGACCCGGGUGGGUUGGCCACCCUGUGCCGCUCCAGCAAAGACCCGUGCAUCUUCUGCCUUGUGGAAUGCACGAAGAGUGGGGGCUCUGUCGGGCACUGUUAGUAGAUUGUACUUCAGUUUACUAUGAACUGCCGCAAUGCAGGGUGCGUCGUGGCACAAGUGUGACGCACCCAGCGUCACACGUUCACAGCGCUGGAUUGGCCUGGAGGGCACAUAGCGUCCACUGUGGUUCUUUGUAAAGCAGAAUGGAGUACUGUAGGGUUAAGUUCGGAAAGCAGCGUGCAAGAUAUGGAUAUAUGGAAGUGUCCUAGCCCACGACAAAGUUGAGAAGGCUUUUGAACUGUGAUCUGCGUCGCGUACGAAAGGCUAUUUCCGGUGUCCGAUUGCGUAGCAGAUUCCAAUGAUCGGCACUUCAUGGGUUGACACCUGAUCAUAUUUUUAGUCCAUAUUUCUUUUUACCAAUCAAUUUCUUUUAAAAAGAAAGAAAAAAAACCGAAACGUCUGACCACUAAAAGCCUUUGCACAUUGUUGAAAGCAUGGUGGAUACAUGGCCAACAUACAUAGCACAGAUUGUCGACUAGCAAAUUAUUGACUGGCGGUGCUCUCAAUGCUCAAUGAUAACUGUAAUCGCCUCGGGUGUAGGGAGGUAAUUACCCGAUAAGUUUCGGGAGUUGUUGAUUGUUGACUUUUGGCUAUUCACAGAGGGUUGUAUUUUGAUUACCAUAUUUUGAAAGAAGCACAUACCAAUGGUUUUUUACGUAGGAUACAUUAUAAGGGAGAACCAGUCACUUUUCAGCAAUUACAAGAAAGCAUCGUCCAAACAAUGAUCCGCCAAAUUUUACAGACGAGACAUCUUGCACCAGAUUUAGUGGACGGUGGUCAUGUGACAUGGUCAAGUGACAAUUUUCCCCUAAAUAGAGUGGAUUUUGUUGACUUGAUACAUCAGAACUUUUUUGGCCUUUGCAAUAGUGUCACCGACACAGCUUCCUCGUGGGUGGCACCUUACUCAUUGGCUGGCGUAAGCGAUCUUGUGACCAUAGCGACAACCAUUGACGUUGUGCGAAGUUGCGGCACGAGUCCCGGCACAUAAGGGAUCGCACCAAGAUUUACCGACCCAAAAAACAUAUUCCACGUAUGACAAUUUUGCCAGGUUUAACCGAAGUACUGCCCAUUUUUCUUCAGUGCUGCACUGACAAUGGAAAAAUCAGGGCUUUUUCUUUUUUACACAUUAAUUUCAAAACAUGAGCAAACUUUGCAUUUGCUAACAUGUGAACUAAUAGCUUAGAAAUUAUUGUGCAAUAUAUUUUCAAGGUAAGCUGUAUCACUUGUUUUGGAUUUAUAAAUUCAUGCCAUCUGACUUUUUUGCUAAGUGACACAGAUUUUAAUUUCGUCAUUAAGGUUUAGCUAGCUGUAUAAUCAUUUUUUUCUAAAUUUCAGUAAUGUGCGAUUAUCUCUGUCUGGAACCAAAAAUUAAAAAAAAUUAAUUAUUUGUUUAUGGCUGCUGUCCUCUAAGCAUAUUCAUCUCGGAGAUAUUCUGACGAAACCCUGUGCAUGACGCUUUAAGCAUUGCUGUAUUAUCAAUGCGGUUUCAUUUUUAAGUUGAUUGAAAUGAACCUGCGCAUCUUUAUGAAAACAUAUAUAUUUUUAAAAUCAUUCCAUAUAUGAAUGAGGAUCUUGCAAUGUCAAAAACACGAGUUCAAUAUCCAAUCGCAGCUUAGUGAGAAAUUAAUGUAUGCAAAACUGGUGACAGUUUACAAUGAUACACUCUGUGUAUCACUGUAGGUAUACUCAUAUUUCAGAAAUCAUUGUUCUUUUUUUUGCUGACAUGAAGAUAUUUCAGCAAGGUUUUUUCUCAAUGAUGAAUUUUUAUUGGUGCCUAGAGAAGGAGCUUUACAUUAAGCAUCAGAAUUUAAUAUUAUCCCUGUAAAAAAAAAAUCAAAGUACUGCACCGUCAGACCCUUGCCUUGGAAGACAUUCUUUGAAACCAGCUCUUACAGAUUCCAGGUUGCGAAACUUGAAAUUACUGGUGUGCUCAGGUCUUUUCAUGAUCUACUUUUGAUCGACUCACCAUUCAAGAUGUGCUCCAAGACCACUUUGGCCUCCCUUUUGAGUCGUUUGAUAUGGCAUUGUUUCUUUUCUUUUGUUCAGUCAUGUCCGCCACAUUGCAAAGGUUGUAAUUAGCGUCUUAAAAGGGGGGAUGAGGAUGAUGAUUGUUACAUGCAAAACUGCAUUGGCCAAUGGCCAUCUUGGUAGAUUUCGAUGACUUGACAUGAAAAAAGGGUUGUUGUUUCAUGCCAUAAUCUUUUUCUUCCAUUGUCCUUGUAACUGCGUAAACUCGUUGAUUGUGACAUGUUCACAUUCUUUGUGGCCUUGUGAGGUGUGUGUAAUCCUGCUACAGGCGGCUUCUCCUAAACAUGUUUGGAGUUCCCAUGACGUUUAGUGUGCCAUCUGCCAGCUUUGAAUUUUCCUAGUCUUAUUUGGUAGCCAAACUUUAAUGGACGCUGGCCAUGGUCGUCUGCAAGCAGAACUUUAUUGUAGUCAUGUUUACAGCUGAAAGAUCAUGCUAUUAUAUUCCUAAUGAGCAUGUUGGUAAAAUAUGCUAGAUAACAGAAAGAAUAAAACAUGUAGAGGACGACGCACAGACGAGUACAUUCUUUUAACUUUCAACAAAGUUUAUUCCAUGGAGUAUGAGUGUCCGUGGGGGAAUGGGCGCUCCUACCCCAUGGAAUAAACUUUGUUGCGAGUUGAAAGAAUGUACUCGUCUGUGUGUCGUCCUCCUCAUGUUUCAUUCCUUCCGUUAUCUAGGAUCAUGCUAUACUUAGGGAUAAAUAUUUUUGUGACAAUGAAGCUAAAGCUAGGGUACCCAUGUGCUCAACCACCUUGAGUGCCGAUCAGAGAUGUGCUCGCACAUUCUUCACUUCUUCUGAAUUGUCUGAAAUGCUUGUCCCUGAGUUUAGUUAAGUCUCCUGGAUAUUGUUUCCAUGUUGCCAAUGGACGUAUCAUUUUUGUUACGUGAUCCUUUUGUUGAUCCCUGCAGUUUAGUGUAUUGCACAUAGCUUGGUGCUGUGGACAAAGUGAAUUACCGGUAGUUUUUUUUGACUAACUAGGGUAUAUAUUUCCACUUAUUUGUGAGAAAAUUUACAGUGGAAACGAUUUUGCACAGUUCAUGCUUGUUCUUCGUGCCAAUUCAUCGAGCUUGAGAACCUUGUGCCUAAGCCACGAAAAUGUAUUGGUGUUCUUUCACCUUUAAUCUAGGAACAGCAUUUUGUAAUGCCAAGCUUGUUUUUAUAUGGAAGUAUUUUGACAUGUGACCGGUCUCUUUGAACCUACCGCUUUUCCUUGACUGUACAUAUACAACCAGUCCCGCAUUUACAGUCAG